AUGUCCUACAGCAUAAGUUCUGAAUCCGACCUCAUAGUUAUUCGCCUUCCGGACACUCUGUCCUAUUGGCCGUGGUCUCGCAGGAUCAAUCCUCAUUAUGAGGAAGUGAAGAGGGAAUCUGGAGCUUGGUUCUGUUCCUUCAGAGCGUUUGGACCGGAUGCUCAGAGUGCAUUUGAUCGUUGCGACUUCAGUUUAUUAUCUUCGCUAGCAUACCCAACGGCAUCGAGAGAACAUCUUCGCACUGUAUGCGACAUGAUGAAUUUGUUUUUCGUUUUCGACGAGUACACCGACAAUGCACCUCCUGAAGUUGUCCGGCACUACGCAGAUAUCGUCAUGGACGCUAUCAGGAACCCAACUCGACCUCGACCCGAAGAUGAGGUAAUUCUUGGGGUCGUUGCACAGGAGUUUUGGGCGCUUGGCAUCAAGUCAGCGAGCCGGACCUCCCGGGAACGUUUCAUCGAAAGUUUUGAACACUACACCGAUUCUGUUGUCCAACAAGCAAAGGAUCGCCAUCAUCGCUAUAUUCGGAAUAUUGAAGAUUAUUUCGAUGUCCGUCGUCUUACCAUCGGUGCUUACCCGUCAUAUGCAAUGCUAGAGCUAGGGUAUGACUUGCCUGACGAGGUGUUCUACCACCCAACCCUCGUUACUUUGCGACGUUUGAGCUGUGACCUUCUAAUCAUGGAUAAUGACCUUGCUUCGUACAAUAAGGAGCAAGCGCUUGAAGAGCAUCCUCAUAAUAUCAUCGCUUCUGUCAUGAACGAGCUGAGCUGUGACCUCGGGCAAGCUUUAUCGUGGGUAGAAGAACACCAUCGCUCGAUCGGAGCCCAAUUUUUGACGCUGUGGACGAAGAUACCGUCCUGGGGAUCUGAAAUCGAUGAUCUUGCAUCCCGCUAUCUACACGGCAUCGCAAAUUGGGUCCGAGCGGAUUAUUGCUGGUGUUUUGAGAGCGAGAGGUAUUUUGGGUCUAAGGGUAGAGACGUGCAGGAGUGCAGGAUGGUUACUCUUAUGCCUAAGCAAUUUUCGAUGAGCGAGCCGCUGCUUGUACAUGCACCAUAAUCUUUGAUCUGUGUUUCCAUAUUCUACUUUAGAAAUACGGAAUUUCAGAAUCACAAAUGAAGGUCCUUGACAUUUUGUACAACGCAUCUGCCUCCCCCAGUGGCUGGGUUAGCGAGUCGGUUCUGGGCUAGGAUGAUUGAGCAAUGAGGAAUACAGGACAUCUCUAUGUAUCCGAGUAUGUUCUCCAGAAUCCUUG
Desarmillaria tabescens is the source of this 1252-nucleotide messenger RNA. RefSeq names its product terpenoid synthase. Bases 1 to 1056 code for a protein of 351 amino acids. NCBI's taxonomy places the organism in Eukaryota, Fungi, Basidiomycota, Agaricomycetes, Agaricales, Physalacriaceae. The record is from RefSeq and is a predicted model, not a curated record. The transcript is spliced from 6 exons.